Molecule: messenger RNA, 1513 nt
Organism: Phoenix dactylifera (date palm)
Lineage: Eukaryota; Viridiplantae; Streptophyta; Magnoliopsida; Arecales; Arecaceae
Product: protein BIG GRAIN 1-like
Biological process (GO): auxin-activated signaling pathway
Source: RefSeq, a predicted model, not a curated record
UCUCUCUCUCUCUCUUUUCUCUUCGUCAUUGCUCGCUCUCCAACUCUCCUUCUUCUGUUCUCCUCUGCUUCGCUCCUGCCAAAAAAAAAAAAGAAAUCAAAUUUCUCUAAUUUUCGUGGAGGUAAUAGAGAAAUAAACAGUAAAAGAAAAGGAGGGGAGACGGUCAAAAAAAACCAUUUUUCUUUUUUGAUUGUCUUUGUCUGGUUUUUUGCCUGGUUGUGGUAAUGGAGAGGUGGGCGAAGCCGCCGGUGCGGCGCGGCAACGAUAACCCGUCCUUCUCCUCCACUCUCCUCGACGCCAUCUACCGCUCCAUCGACGAGGCCGACGGCGGAGCCGCGAGGGAGCACUUCACCGGCGGAGCACCCGACCGCCGAGACGCCUCCGUUCCCGCGGCAGCAAAGAAGCAGCAGAGCUUUUUCACCGACGAGUGGCCGGCGGAAGGGAGGAGGACCGCGGUGGUGAGCGAAAAGGCGGUGACACGACUUCGCAAGCCCGAAAACCGCCCCAGGUUCCCGGUGAACUCGACCUCCAGCUCCUCCGACUGCUCCAGUUACGGCGGGUUCUCGUCCUCCGAGGCAGAGUCGGUGCCCCGCCCUUCCGGGCUCCGGCCGAUCCGGACCGGCGGUCUUCUUUACCGGUCUGAGAGGGCCCGGUCGAACCCCGCGCCUCCCCAGCCGCCAGCUGUAGGGUCGCCCUCGGCUCACCACCACCAGGAGAAGAAGAAGUCGGGCUCGAUCCGGAGCAAGUUCCGGGAUCUAAGGAAGGCCAAGGCGCCGGCAUCCCCUGGAGCCCGCCUCGCCAGCUUCCUCAACUCCCUCUUCACCGCCAACGGCAACUCGAGGAAGUCCAAAUCCGCCGCUGCCGCUUACGGCGGCAGCGGCGUGAGAGGAGGGGAGGAGUCGGCGUGUUCGACGGCAACAUCGUACUCGCGGUCGUGCCUGAGCAAGACGCCGUCGUCGAGGGGGCGGCCGGCGGUGGCGGCGGCGGCCGGCCAGGGUGUGAAGAGGUCUGUGAGGUUCUACCCGGUGAGCGUGAUCGUGGACGAGGACUGCCGGCCGUGCGGGCAGAAGUGCCUGUACGAAGGGGAUUCGGCGGCGGUGGCGCGGCGGCCGCCUGAGGCAGCGACGAUUGCGAAGAAGAGGGUGGAGGAGCUUCUCCGAGGGUUUGAGGAAGAGGAGGAGGACGAGGAGGCGAGCGAUUCGAGCUCAGAUCUGUUCGAGUUGGAGAACCUGACGGCGAUCGGAGGGCGAGGAUACAGGGAUGAACUUCCGGUGUACGAGACCACUCAUCUUGGCACUAAUCGCGCCAUUUCCCACGGUUUCUUCUUGUAAUUAUUUUUAAAAAAAGAGAGAGAAAAGAGAAAAAAAAAUGUUAUGGUGGGACAAAAAGAAGUAUGUAAUUUUCUUGGGGAAAUUAAGUGUUUUCUUUUGGUGCUAAUUACUGGUUCUGAGGUUAAAUGGGAAGAAUAACGAUGAACUUGUUUAUGUUUUGGGGGCAAAAUGAUUUUUUUGCA